Messenger RNA from Aspergillus glaucus CBS 516.65, 1590 nucleotides. Its product is annotated as putative LysM domain protein. Bases 64 to 1317 code for a protein of 417 amino acids. NCBI's taxonomy places the organism in Eukaryota, Fungi, Ascomycota, Eurotiomycetes, Eurotiales, Aspergillaceae. The transcript is spliced from 5 exons. The record is from RefSeq and is a predicted model, not a curated record.
GGCCCUCCUUGACUUCUAGUGAUAUCAACAUUCACAGAUCUGGGCACCAGCACCUUCAGACAAAUGGUCCGACCGAGCGUCGUUCUCCCAGCCCUAUGCCUGAGUGCGUCUGCCACGGCGACCCUCCAGCACAAGUGGACUAACGGUGAUACGGCAACUGGAACAACUGGUGACAGUGUGAUUGAGGGAUGUGAGUACUGGAUAAACGAUCUUGAUACUGGUGACUCUUGUAAGUCAAUCGAGGCCUACUUUGGCAUCACCGAAAAGCAAUUCCUCUCUUGGAACCCUUCGGUGCCUUACUCGUGCACCUUGGUUCGUGGCUGGAGCUACUGCGUUGCCGGCCCCGAGAACCCUGUCACUUCAUCCAGCACCACUGCGACUCCGACACCUGCUGGUACUCUGACAUACUCGGGCACGGCGGCGCCCACACAGAGUGGUGUUUCCUCCAGCUGCGAGAAGUACUACCUGGUCCAGAAAAGUGACACCUGCUACACUAUCCAGGACAGCUUCACGAGCUUUACUCUCCAGCAGUUCUACUCAUGGAACCCGUCAAUCUCCACAGGUUGCGAGGGUCUAUUGCCUGGAUACUAUGUUUGCGUUGGCGAUGGAUCCACGCCUACUUCGCCUCCUGUCUCGUCUCCAACCGCGACAGGCUCGGCCACUGUAACCGGUCACCAGCCGCAGCAGACUGGCAUUCCAUCCAACUGUAACAAAUGGUACUGGGUUGUCGACGACGAUGACUGCGCUACCAUUGCCAGCAAACACGACAUCGCCCAGCAACAAUUCUACGAGUGGAAUCCCGCUACAGGAUCAACCUGCACGACAUUGUGGUCAAAGGCCUAUGUCUGCGUCGGCGUUUCAGGCUCCUCCUCUUCCGCCUCCACAACCUCCGUUUCCAAAACCACAACGGCACCAUCAACCACAUCUGGAGGCGCCCCUGGCCCAACAGGAAGCGACACUGUCACAAACUGCGUAACAUACUAUGAAGCCCAAUCCGGGGACAGCUGUUGGUCCAUCGUCAAUGAGAAAUACACCUAUCUGACUCAGGCUCUGUUGACGAAAUGGAAUCCUUCUCUCGGCGACGCGUGUAUCCUUCUCAAGGAUCAAUACUACUGUGUCGCUAUCAAAGCCGCCCAGCCAAUGCCCGGUACAAUAGAUACCUGUAAGACGUGGCAUUUGGUAGCCAGUGGUGAUGACUGCUGGCAGAUUGAGCAGGAUAAUGGGAUUACAGCGGCGCAGUUCAACGCAUGGAACCCACAAGUUGGAUUUGAUUGUGCGGGACUUUGGCUGGGAUACUAUGUUUGUGUAGGUGUUUAGAAUUGAUAUAGCAAUUGGCGUUAGAACUUGUGUAGCAUGGAGGCCGCAGCGCGGCUUCCGCAAGGCGGAAGUACCUGUGCGUGCGGACUAAUGCACUAUUAUCCAUGGAUUAGUUAUGUAUGAAGUGGAUACUGCUCCAAGGGGAAUAUCAGGAGUCGAUAAUGCAGCCUAGUCAGGCCAAUAUAUGGGAGUAGGAUUAGAGGAUGAUAUCCAUUCAGAGUAUACGUGUAUAUUGUCUGUCGUACUAUCACGAGUGCUUGAGGCCGAGUGUUU